CUGGUGGUCGUAUUUCCCAGGUUCCCUGAACGCAGCAGCGUUAGCCGUUAGCAGCACGUCGCUAACAUGCAGCUCGCUCUCAGCAAGACGUUCGGGCAGAAACCCAUGAAGUUCCAGCUGGAAACGGAGGGAGACUUCUACAUGGUGGGGUCGGAGGUUGGAAACUACCUGCGAAUGUUCCGAGGUUCGUUGUAUAAAAGAUAUCCGUCGUUGUGGAGACGACUCGCGUCGGUGGAGGAGAGGAAGAAGAUCGUAGCGUCGUCGCACGCCACUAGCGUUACGCUGCUAAAAGCUUCAGAGUGUGAGGAAAUCUUCGAGGGCAACGAUGAGAAAUACAAGGCUGUUUCCAUCAGCACGGAGCCGCCGGCCUUCGUCAGGGAACAGAAAGUGAAGCGCAGCAGCCAGUGGGUUCCCACUCUUCCCAGCAGUUCCCACCAUCUCGACGCCGUCCCGUCCUCCACCACCAUCAACCGGAACAGACUGGGCCGCGACAAGAAGAGGACCUUCCCCCUGUGCUUUGACGACCACGAUCCCGCCGUCAUCCAUGAAAACGCGGCUCAGACUGAAUCUCUGGUUCCGAUCCGGCUGGACAUGGAGAUCGAAGGACAGAAGCUGCGGGACGCCUUUACCUGGAACAUGAACGAGAAGCUGAUGACGCCGGAGAUGUUUGCAGAGAUUCUGUGUGACGACCUGGACCUGAACCCGUUGGCCUUCGUUCCCGCCAUCGCGUCGGCCAUUCGGCAGCAGAUCGAGUCGUAUCCGACGGACAGUAUUCUGGAGGAGGAGGCGGAUCAGAGGGUUAUUAUCAAGCUGAACAUCCACGUGGGGAACAUCUCAUUGGUCGACCAGUUUGAGUGGGACAUGUCUGAGCGGGAAAACUCUCCCGAGUCGUUCGCGCUGAAACUUUGCUCGGAGCUCGGACUGGGUGGAGAGUUCGUUACCACGAUCGCGUACAGUAUCCGCGGACAACUGAGCUGGCACCAGAGGACCUACGCCUUCAGCGAGAAUCCUCUCCCCACGGUGGAAAUCGCCAUCCGUAACACGGGCGACGCCGACCAGUGGUGCCCCCUGCUGGAGACGCUGACGGACGCAGAGAUGGAGAAGAAGAUCCGGGACCAGGACCGGAACACCAGGCGCAUGAGGCGACUGGCCAACACCGCCCCCUCCUGGUAGGAGGACGAACCUCCGCCGGAGCAGCAGAAGAGGAAAAUCCACCAACAACGACCCGUCUCACCUGCAGGACGUCCUGGAGCCGUCACCGGAGGAACCCUAACCCU
Messenger RNA from Cololabis saira (Pacific saury), 1277 nucleotides. RefSeq names its product SWI/SNF-related matrix-associated actin-dependent regulator of chromatin subfamily B member 1-like. Gene Ontology annotation, cellular component: nuclear chromosome; nucleus. Lineage: Eukaryota; Metazoa; Chordata; Actinopteri; Beloniformes; Belonidae. Gene Ontology annotation, molecular function: transcription coregulator activity. Bases 67 to 1173 code for a protein of 368 amino acids. Gene Ontology annotation, biological process: regulation of transcription by RNA polymerase II; chromatin remodeling. The record is from RefSeq and is a predicted model, not a curated record. The transcript is spliced from 9 exons.